UCUCAACUUGUUUCCAUAGCAACCGACAACAGUAGCUGAGUUAACGUUAGCUGUUGGUGUAAUUUGACGGAAAUUAGCAAGUUUGUUAUAUUUCUCUGAUAGUUAUCUGUAUUUUUUUAGAGCAAAACUGUAAAUAAGUUAGUCUUUUAACCUCUUACUAACUUUUAGCGUUUCUAGAUAGCUAUUAGUGGCUCCAAAGUUCAGGACCCUCACCUGGAAGAUGUCCUCCUCCGGCUGUCCACAGGAUGUUUUAAUGAAGCAGGUCGAGCAGUUUUGGUCCAUGCUGGAUGAUCUGUCUCAAAAUGACCCCGCAGCUUAUCGCGGGUUCAUCCAGAGACAGAUGAAGGAAGGAGCCGAGUUCAGCUCACCGCCUGAGCUAGACUCGUGUUUGUGCACCGAGAUGCCGGAGGGGCCCAAGAAAGGGUCGCUGUAUAUCAACAUAUGCAGCUGGAAACGAGUGCCUGCGCCUCAGCAGCCCAACAAGCCUUUACCUGUGUGUGCAGGGAAGCUGGAAACAGACACAAAUGAAGGUCACGGUUGGUACUCAGUGUUGGACGUGGCAUUAAACCCUGCUGUGCUUCAGGACAGUAAGAAAGACAAAACAGAGAUCUAUAUGCUGGUGCUUAACUUUGCCCAGCAGCAACAUGGCAUAAGGAUAUCUCAGCAGUACACUGUUGUCAGCUGUAGCCCAAAAAGUAGCCCAGAAGAUUUGCAACGCCGGCUUGGGUUUCAGCAGUGGCCUAAUACCUCCAAACAACCAGACACAGCCAGUCAGAGCCCAGCUGACCUUCUGCAACAGAUCUCUUCUCUACGUUUAGAAGAACAAGACAAGGACACGGCAGGCCAAAUUAUCUGUAGACCUGCGGAGCACACAAAGAAGGAUUUGAUCCAGGUCAUCUCCGCCACGUAUGCGCAGCCUCAGAAGCCAGAGUACCUACUCGAGGUGAAGACGGAUACAGCAGGAGUUCCUCGCAGCGUGGAGCUGACAGUAGAGCUGCCAAAGGUUUGCUCUAUGUCAGAGUGCCAGCUAAGAAUCUCCAAGGACGACAUCUUACUAGAGGUGGAGGAUGUCUACUAUUUGCUUCUGGAGCUCCCAGAAACUGUAAAUGAAGACACUGCGUCUGCCAUCUUUAACAAGAAGAAACGAAGGCUCACUUUGAGAGUCGAUGUUUUCUGACAAUUUGCCCAAAUGGAGAAACAGAUGUACACAGAAGUGAUCAGUGCUGUUGGGAAUGGGCUGAAGACACGGAGAGUAAACAAACUAAAUCCCGCUCUGCAAUCUGUGAACACAUUAUCCUAUGCAAGGACUGAAAACUUCAGCUAACAAAUUAGAAAUAAAUCUCCUUUAUAGAAAUAAAAAUCCUUUCCCCAAAACCAAAAUUGUGUUUUUACUGAAACA
Molecule: messenger RNA, 1399 nt
Organism: Larimichthys crocea (large yellow croaker)
Lineage: Eukaryota; Metazoa; Chordata; Actinopteri; Sciaenidae
Gene: pih1d2
Product: PIH1 domain containing 2
Exons: 5
Coding region: 221-1177 (318 amino acids)
Biological process (GO): box C/D snoRNP assembly; rRNA processing
Cellular component (GO): ribonucleoprotein complex; cytoplasm; R2TP complex
Source: RefSeq, a predicted model, not a curated record